AUGGUCGGCACUCACCACCAACUCACACUUGCUUGUCGGCCACGAGUCACAAAUUGCGGAUUCAUAAGCAGGUGCGAAUUGGUGCCGCUCGUAACGACGCUCAACACGGCGGGGCUCUGACCCAACCACUUACCCAACAGCUCCCAGCUUUGCUCCGGGCAGUUCCACAGCACACCGCACACACUCUUGCUCUACCUCACGAUCCGCGCAUUCAAAGACAGACCUCACCUCCACCGCGUUCAUCAACGACAGACCGGAUUCCUGCUGGGCGAUCGAUUCCAAAGCGCACUGUACGAGACGAUCAUAUCGAAGGCAGACAUCAUGGUUAUUGGAACGGUAGCUGGAUGGGCUGGAGCUGGCUUCUUGACCAGGUGCUGGGCUUUGGCUAUUCAGAAGAGAAACAUCUUUGAUGGUGAGUGUUCUCUUGCUCUUCUUUUAGUCUGGCGCGUGCGGCGCAACGCGCUCUUUUGCGAGUACAUCGCAUGUCUUUUGUAAUCAAUAGACCAGCUAGCGAAAAGGGACCUUUGUCUUGAAGGCUUUGCCUUGGCCAGAGCUGGAGACUGCAUGGAUCGUGCAAGCUGCGCACCUUCUCCUCGCACCUAUUUGCAAGCGCAAGUCCAAAAAGGUCCUGACACACCUAGCAUACAUGCUUUCCCACCCAGGUCUUGGUGGUCACGCAGCCUUUAUGGGCGCCUUUGGAGCGAUUGGAUAUUGGGCUUACGGGCUCGAAGAUCGUCAAUUGGAAUUGAUCAAGCAAAAGAAGGAACAGAUUCUGAGAAACAGGGAGAAUUUGGCUGGAAAGCUUAGCGGUGGUGGAGCUCAGGAGGAGGAAUGA
Molecule: messenger RNA, 835 nt
Organism: Ceraceosorus bombacis
Lineage: Eukaryota; Fungi; Basidiomycota; Exobasidiomycetes; Ceraceosorales; Ceraceosoraceae
Source: the annotation of a GenBank genome assembly